Neolamprologus brichardi is the source of this 1920-nucleotide messenger RNA. It is a transcript of the gene slc16a7, whose product is annotated as solute carrier family 16 member 7. Gene Ontology annotation, cellular component: basolateral plasma membrane. NCBI's taxonomy places the organism in Eukaryota, Metazoa, Chordata, Actinopteri, Cichliformes, Cichlidae. Gene Ontology annotation, molecular function: monocarboxylic acid transmembrane transporter activity. Gene Ontology annotation, biological process: transmembrane transport; monocarboxylic acid transport. The record is from RefSeq and is a predicted model, not a curated record.
UGAUGAGAUCAAAGAGCUUCCAGCAGAGUGAACUCUGUCCCAGUGCAAGACUGUGUCACAUGGACUGAGUUCAUAGACUUUGCGAUACAGUUUCAAGGACUUGGCAGAGCCGGAGAAUUGAACAUGCCCCCCGCAGCAGCAACCAAUCUAGGCUACACCCCACCAGACGGAGGCUGGGGCUGGGCUGUCGUCUUCGGCGCUUUCAUCUCCAUAGGAUUCUCGUAUGCCUUUCCCAAGUCCCUCACCAUCUAUUUCAAGGAGAUUCAGGAAUAUUUUUCAGUUUCCUACAGUGAGAUUGCCUGGGUGUCCUCAGUCAUGCUUGCUUCUAUGUAUGCAGGAGGCCCUGUCAGCAGUAUACUGGUCAAUCGCUAUGGCAGCAGACCUGUGGUUAUAGUUGGCGGGGUCAUGGUUUGCACUGGCAUGGCUCUUGCUUCUUUUGGAACUAAUAUAAUACAUCUGUACCUCUGUGUUGGAGUAAUUGGAGGUUUUGGUCUCGCCUUCAACUUGCAGCCCUCCCUGACGAUCAUAGGCACUUACUUCCACGUCAAAAGGCCCAUUGCCAAUGGACUCGCUAUGACUGGAAGUCCGGUUAUUCUCUCCACUCUGGCUCCUCUCAAUCAGUUAUUGUUUGAUUCCUUUGGUUGGAGGGGGAGCUUCCUCAUCCUGGGAUCCAUUGUUUUGAACUGCUGUGUAGCUGGUGCUUUGAUGAGACCAGUCAACAAAAGCAUACAACCGAAAACAAUAGAUGAGACAUCAAAGUGUGAAAGUGAAGCUGAGGAACACGCUGCUGCUGAAGACACUAGUACCCAUGCCGAUAACCUUCAGACUGAAGAUCAAAGUGAGAGCAAGGGUCACAGCUUUGUGCAGAAAUUCAUAGAUGUCUCACUUUUCAGACACAGGGGCUUCCUCAUUUAUCUAAUUGGUAAUGUGGUCAUGUUUUUUGCCUUUUUUGCACCUGUGGUUUUCAUGGCUCCAUAUGCCAAACAUCAAGGGAUUGAUGAAUAUUCAGCAGCUUUCUUGCUCUCCAUUUUUGCUCUGGCGGACAUGUUCAUUAGACCGACAACUGGCUUAGUUGGCAACACCAAGUGGAUUAGGCCAAGAAUACAGUAUUUUUUCAGUUUUGCUGUUACAUAUAAUGGCGUAUGUCACCUAAUGUGCCCUCUGGCGUCUGGCUAUACAGGCCUACUUGUAUAUGCUGUCUUCUUUGGUUUGGCAUUUGGGAUGGUUUCUGCACUCCUUUUUGAAGUUCUAAUGGACCUUGUUGGAGCUCCUCGUUUCUCCACUGCUGUUGGACUUGUCACCAUUAUUGAUUGUGGGCCAGUGCUUCUGGGACCUCCAAUGGCAGGUGCUUUGGUUGAUUAUUUUGGUGAUUACAAAUACAUAUAUUAUGCAUGCGGUGUAUUCAUGGUGGUUUCUGGCAUAUUUUUCUUCGUUAUGCAUUACUACAACUAUAAAAAACUGGAUGAGGAGCACAGGAAGAGCAAAGCAAUGGAGACAAGGAAUUCUGACGAGGCAGUACAACUAAAAAUGAACCAGGCUGAUAGAAUGAUGAAUGAAACAGAUGAAUGAAACAGAUGAAUGAAACAGAUGAAUGAACUUGCUGACUAUGACUUUAUUUCAGUGGAUGCAUACAAAAUGACAUUGCAAAGGCUUUUUAUGCAGUAUGUAAACGUAUAUUGUGCCUUAAAUAACAUAGUUAGAGUAGUUAGACUUUUACAUAUUUGCAGAUUCACAUUUGUUAUUUUGUAAAUGCUCAUAUUAUGUAUAUUAUCAUUAUUACAGUGUGUGACAUAUGUAACUCUCACGGAUUUGUUAAUAAAUCACCAGGAACUACCUCUAUUACCCCUUAUAAUGUAAUCCUUAUGGCUUUAUAAACUUAAGCAGUUCAUUUGGUUUCUUCAUCAAUUAAAUAAUAAUAAA